This is a messenger RNA of Ilyonectria robusta, 1769 nucleotides long. Its product is annotated as O-methyltransferase-domain-containing protein. The transcript has 6 exons. The record is from RefSeq and is a predicted model, not a curated record. Lineage: Eukaryota; Fungi; Ascomycota; Sordariomycetes; Hypocreales; Nectriaceae. Gene Ontology annotation, molecular function: O-methyltransferase activity. The coding region runs from base 169 to 1395 and encodes 408 amino acids.
CCCAAACGACCAGCUCUCCAAAUUCCCGUACCAUAGCCACGGAUCUCUCACACAUUUCAACGCUGUCUAUGAGCAUACUGCUCUGUUAAGUAUCACUUUAAUCGAUCCUCAGCUUUGCUCCGUAUCAUUCAACACUGCCACACCUCUAUGUACACUUACAUCUGAAUCAUGGCUCUCCCCACCAAGAAAGAGGUUCAGGAUCUCGUCAGCAGCCUCAACCAGAUCGCAGAGGCUUACUCCGAUUCCCCUGACCUGGACGGAUACAUGUCGCGCGUGCAGAUCCUUGCCAAGGCAAAGGAACUGACUCAAGCACUGAUCACGCCCGACCAGAAGCCUAAUUAUCAUGGCCUCAAUAUGGCGGAGCUCGUUGCUGUGAGGACAUUUAUGAGACUCAAAGUCCUCGAUGCUAUCCCAGCCACUGGGUCCAUAUCUCUAGAGGAUCUCUCCAAGGCCACCGGCGUUCAAGACUCGCUUCUCGAACGAAUGGGCCGUGUAUUAGUCGCCUCCGGCUUCCUCGACCAGACAGAACCUGAUGGCGGAGAAUACAAGCACACCAAAUUUUCUCUUGCCUACAUCUUAGACAAGCCCGCACCCGGUCAUUUGUUCCUUGCCAUGUACGAUGAGUGGUUUAAGAACAUGCACAACUUUGACGAGUAUCUCAUUUCCAGCGGCAAGUAUACUGAGCCCGAUGAUCCACUGAGGAACCCGUAUACUGCCUACCACAAGCAGGAGGGCACGCCGGUAUGGAGCAUCAUGAUGCAGAACCCGGGGAAAUUGCAGACAUUCCAAACUGGCAUGGCAGGUAUCGAUGUCGCAAUUCCAGUCACCGGCCAUUUCGACUUCAGCACCCUCAAAAACAGCCCCGAAGACAACGACAAGGAUAUCGUAGAACUGGUAGACGUUGGUGGCGGCGAGGGCGUCGUGCUCAACAAGAUUCUGUCAGCCCACCCAGAGCUAUCGCCGAAGAACUGCGUGCUCCAGGAAAGGCCCGAGAUGAUUCAGCUGGCCAAAUCACAGACUCCUGAGUUCCAGCUCCUUGACCACGAUUUCAUGACCGAGCAGCCUAUUAAGGGAGCCAAAGCCUACUUCAUGCGCAUGAUUCUCCACGAUUAUGCCGACCCCGUCGGCAUCGAGAUUUUGAAGCGUCUCACCGAGGCAAUGUCGUCUGAGUCUCGUGUUCUUAUCUGCGAGAUGGUCUUGGCCCCACGUGUAGGUGAGGCCGACUUUGCUUCUGCGGUUCUCGACCAGGCUGUUAUGACCAUGGGCGGCAAGGAGCGCACCGAAGCAGGUUUCCAGAAGAUGUUCGAAGCGGCGGGGCUUGAACUUGUGCAGACGUGGCGUGCGGCUGGGGUUCCGGGCGGGUGUGUGGAGGCAAGGCUUAAGAGAGCGUCCUAAGCAUCCCGUCUGAGGUUGUUGAAGCGAGGGCAAGAGGUAGAGCAUCGCCACAGCGCAUUAUUUGAACCGAAUUUGAGGAAUCACAUCUUUUAUAGCUGGUAAUACAUGACUCAUGUCAUGCGUGUCCAUACAUGGACCCAUCCUUUCUGGCCAGCACUGUAGCCCACCUCAGACCCUGAUGGUUGACGAAGCCGCCCGCGGUGGAGUUAUAUUCACGGAACGAUUUUGAGAACAAGUAAAUUCGGUUUACAUAACUUUGCUCUAUGUCACCAGAUUGAUCAAAGCGAUACAAUAGUUGCAAACAAUGGCGCAGACGUUAAGCAUACACCCAGUGCCAGAAGAUACAGUAGCUCAAACAGCCAGGUUGUUGCACA